Molecule: messenger RNA, 3264 nt
Organism: Orbilia oligospora ATCC 24927
Lineage: Eukaryota; Fungi; Ascomycota; Orbiliomycetes; Orbiliales; Orbiliaceae
Exons: 1
Coding region: 1-3264 (1087 amino acids)
Source: RefSeq, a predicted model, not a curated record
AUGUCGACAUCCCACGCUCUUUCAACUGAAUACCUCGAACGCUCCCCGCUUCAACCAUUUUACGCCGAAUCUUCGGAAACGUCUCGCCAACUUUUUAAAGCGGCGACCACACCUUCACCACGCAUCAAGCGCCGGCGCAGAGACUCACCACGAUCUCGUUCUACGACUCCCCGUCCUGAAGAUAGUCGUUCACAGGCCUUUGAGUCUCCGAAUGAGAACCCGUUCGCUCCACGCGGCAAAAGCGCUAAAGGGAAAGAAAAAGCUGAAGUUCCGGUGGGGUUUGGAUUAGGCCUUGGGAUCCCAGUUUUUCCAUCAAAUAGCAGCUCAGUUGUUUCGUCAGAGCCACUUAUCGCAUGGCGAUUCGCCGAAAUCUCUAAACCUUCAUCGGCGGUCUCACCAGCGUCGCCCUCUCCAACCGAAAGUGUUGACGGCGAUUCAGCACCUGUACCACCUGGCGACGAUGGAUCUAUAUACACACUUACGCCAGGGCCUGCGUGGCCACCUCCACCGAGUACAAUCGUGUCACCGGAGAUAACGCCGAGGAGUUCGUUAGAUCUUGGAGAUACGUUGGGAGGAAUGGUGCAUAGACGUGGACGGGACUCAAAUGACAGUAUUGACUUUGAGAAUAUGCCAGUAUCACCACUUACGCCUGCGAUCACACAGCUACUAGACGAAAUCUCAACAAUGGAACGGCCGCCUAGUGCUGGGGUUCCGAAAAAUGUGACAACAGUUCAGGCGUGGGUUAUGGACAUGCCUGGUGGUAAUCAGGCACUGCCAGGUGCUGCUCUGGUGGGAAAGAGGGAAGUGGGAGAGGGCAGACUAAGGGUUAGAAAGAUGAGGAGUUGGAGGAAUUUAAGAGCCUUGGGAAACCGGACGUCGCAGUUUGAGGUCGCGAGGCAGUCAGCAGUUAUUGAUAGUGAUCUGCCUUCGCCGCCGAUUACACCACCGGGCCAAAUGGAGAAAGAGCAGGACACUGGAGUAGAGUAUGCUGGAACUACGCCGAGGUCAAUGAUGCCUGAGUCACCAAUAGAGCACCCGUUUUACGAUGAUUACGAAGAUAUAAUUGAGGCUCAUUUGAGCCCACGAGAAGAAGAAGCCCCAAAAGAGGAAGCACUACCACAGACCUUUUUGUUGGAUCCCUCGCCUGAAGUUGAAAGACAGUUCCAGGACUGGCCACAAGAAACGGUGGAACAAACAGGGCAGAUGAACCAAAGAGAACAAGAAGAAGAACAGGAGACGCCUAGACCGCCGCAGUUGGAAGUCCUUCAGGGUGAGGCACCGGUGUUUUUGGGAAGCCCCCCGCAGGCUGCCCCGGAUUCACCAGCUACACAACUUGGAGGGUUUGAGCCCAUGACACCAGACCCUAACUCUGACCUUGUCGGCGAGAUCGAAGCAUUAUUGCGAUCUUCACCAUUAAGGAGGAGGGAACGCGAGGAGGCUCAAAGAAGUGAAUCUUUACAUAAUACCCCUACUCAGGCAACCAUUGGACGGGGAACGAGCGAAACUCAUGAUAUGGAUGAGACACCGCGGCCACUUCAGCGACCGACAUUUGCACCAACGCAAACGCAAGAGUCAUUAGCUAGUGAAGCCACGAAUGAUACCAUCUUCUUCACGCCUACAGAAGUUCGAACGCCGGUUUUUGAGAUACCAAAUCCCUUGGAAGCAAUGCCGCCCGUUCCUGUUGUAGAGCCCACACAAGAACCAGCGAGGCCACAAACCCCUCCACCGAAGGCAGCUCGCACGGCCUCCAUCUCGUCGUCCCAUUCUACCCCAACUCGGCCUCUAAUUCCUACAAGAAGAUCCUCACUUUCACACUCUCGUAAUGUGUCUGCAGAAACUAUCCCCACCAAAUCAUACCCUCCAACAUCCUCACGCCCUGGUGCACACAGUCGUGGAAAAUCUAUUGACUCUAGUUCACUUUAUAAUGACCGAGGCAGAAAUUAUCCUCCACCAGCGCAGCGCCAACGAAGCAGCUCAGCAAGCGACGCAACCGAAGAUGUCAAUCGUGGUCGCGGUCGGAGUAGAAGUAUUGGCGAUGGGCCGCCACAAAUCCCCGCCCGUAAGAGCUCUGUUGGGAAAACGGGGAAGCCUAGCGAGCUUAUGGAUAACUGGGUGCGGAAGGAGUCAUUUACUACUGUGGGAAGUCAUCAAAGACCGAGCCUCGGAGCUAUCCUUCAUAGCAACACAAACAGUGAGAGUCGAAAAGACUCAAAUGAAACUGUUUCUCAGCCAGAAAGCCAGCGCUUCUCAUUCUCAAAUGACAUAGAGAUUCUCGGUGCGAAUCAAAAGGCAGAGGUAAUCACGACCGAUAUAGUUCGUAGUGGAUCGGUAAAAGAAGUACUCGUCCGCACGAGCUCAAAGGGUAGCAAGAGCGGCGAACCCACAGAACCAACAGUCAUCGCUUCCAUCAUCGCAGCGCCGAAACCAGAACAGCCAAAUGCCUCAACAUCUUCCCAUCAUGUCCCAUCCUUUUCUUUCGGCGAAGGGCCGGAUUUAAGUUUCGGCGAGAGCUCCGCAUCCGCCGGGAAGGGUAAAGGGCGCGCGAAGGACCAAACACCUAUUACUUCGCCUUUGUCCCCGGUUACUUUCCAUCUUAUCCCGCCUACGCCGGCAGCAGGAGAUGAGGGCGCCCUGAGGGUUAAACAACUGGGUUUUCAACCUCCACCCAUCCCCAUAUCUUUUACAGGAACGCCUACCCCACCGCCAAAAUCCCCACUACGGAAGUCUACGCCUAACCCUCUCGCUGGCGUACCAGUUGUGCACAGCCACUCUGUAUCGGAUUCCGUUUUAUCUAUUCCACUUCCGCCGAGGCUGCCGUCUGUAGUUCAUGAAAUCAAUGGACAGAGACCGUCUACAGCUCCGGAGCCUUUGAUAGACUUCGAAAAUACUAUGCCAGCGUUGGAUACCCCUAAGCGACCGAGCUUGAAGAGUAGACCAACGGGAUUCAAAAAGAGCAAACUGUCACCGUGGUGGAAGCCCAAAUAUAACUACUUUCAUGAUUACGAUGAAUAUGACCAGGGUGGAUAUGGCGGGUACAACCAUGACUGUCCUUAUGACGGAAUCGAUCUUGAUGUCGAGAGGGGCAGACAGAGUAGAAGGGAUUCUGGGGGUAAGAAAGGAAAGAAGGGGCGCAGGACUGUCAGUCUUGGGAAGGUACAAUUGGAGUUUGUAGGUGUGAAGGGUUUGCGGGAGAGCUUUAGGGAGAUGAAAGAAGAGAGGAAAAGGAAGAAGGGGGCGAGGGGUCACCUCGCUGAGGCGAGUUAG